AAAGCAUGUCAGAAGCCCAAAACUUUAUCCUACUCGUCAGAAAGGCUAUAAAUGGUUGCAAAAAAAGCUGCCAUUGAAAAAAUUGCCCCCCCCCCGAAAAUGUCGUGCCUGAUCAGCCUUCGAAGGCAGGGGAAAAUAAAAAAUUGAUAUUUGCGUUGUCGAGGAGUAACUUUGGCGGCUUUGUUGAAAGCGAUUAUCAAAGUAUAUCUCCCACUAAAACGCAAAAGGGAAGUCCUUUUUUUCUGUCUGAUAGAUGUUCUAUCUUUGAACGUUAAAGAUAUGCUUACCCAAAAUGCUACGGAAAAGUUGAUUAUAAAAUUGUAAAAUUAACCCCUCCCUUUCCCCAAACCCACCCAAAUCAUUAGACUAUUACAGAAAACAGAAUGGAAAAAGAAGGAAUAAAUCACUAUGUAUUCUGCCGAUAGUUAAACUUCGUCUUUGAAAUACCGCGCCCUGCUAGGAAAGCAAUUCAAUGUAGAAAGAACGUAGUGCUCCUCUCUGGCAAUUGUUACAAAAUUCCCGCCAAAUUUCAACUACUUUAGCGCCAAAACUGCUUUUUACUUUCUGCUCUAAUUCCUUUUCAGACCGAUGACUGCCAAUUUUAAUUUUUUGGAUAUGAAAUAUUUACCUUUACGUGGUUAUGGAUCAGACUGACAAACCAUGCUUCCAUGUUCAAUGCUUCUUAACCUACAUAGCAAAGUGUCUUACUUUCUGAACACCUUAAAGGAUUCUAUCUCUUGCAUGCCUGCCACAUCUUGCAGGCGCAGAGGGUGCAUCUUCGAUUGAUAUAUGGCCACCAUAUGGGCCUGACUACACCAUCGGUACAUCAGAAGAUACACGUUGUCCCCAGUACUCAACCGAGGUCGUUAAUUAAAGGCUUUAAGUAGCUGACAGGAACGAACCCUGGCAAGGCGUACAGACUGGGUGAUACUGAGGUCUAGAUUGCAUCGUUUAAUCUGCGGUUUCUGCCUCACAGAGCCACCCUAUGUUCCAGCAGCGACUGAAAGUGUCGAACGACCAGAAGUAUUCUUUGACCUUAUUGGGCCAACCGCUCCGCGCUGAGUGAUGAGAACGGUAAUUACCUGGGUUUUAUGGGCGGAUUCAACUACCGUGCGAACGGUGCAUCCCCUGGGUGUGGAUACGGCGCAGGUGAGGUGGGAAUCGGCUACGAAGGAGGGGGAGGAGAGUACGAAUCAACCCAAGGUCUGUGGUCCCACCCUGCCGAGAAAUUGGCGGCGAGAACAACUUCCUCUCUGAACUUUAACCACCAGGCUUCCCCGGCGAACAGCGGGUCGACACCGAGUUCAUGUGCGGUUCAGCAGGGGAGUGAUCCCGGGUUACCGCGGGACCCGAUGAAUCCUGAAGACGACAUCUUUCCGGAGUCCAAGACACGACAAGCGUCAGCCGUGCUCGACCGCCUUCACAUCACUUGCAAAUCAAACGAUCGAAUGUCGCCAACAUGCUUCAACUGCAGCGACAAUAACAAUAACAACUGCAGCAACACCGGCAUAAACAGCGAUAACCACGACAGGUGCACCGCAGAGACCACUCCAUGCGGCCGCGGUGGUGACGCCGCAUGCCGAUGGAUGACGGCCGUGGACACCGGCCCCGCAGCCAGCACCGGCGAGUCCGCCCAUGCCCCCCGCCCGCGGAAAAAGCGACGGCCUUACACCAAGUACCAGACCUUUGAGCUGGAGCGGGAGUUCCUCUUCAACAUGUACCUGACCCGGGACCGCCGGACCCACAUCGCCCGCUCGCUGAGCCUGAGCGAGCGGCAGAUUAAGAUCUGGUUCCAGAACCGCCGGAUGAAACUCAAGAAGAUGAGAGUCAGGGAGGACCAGGACGGCCGCUCACAGAUGAUGCAGCAUCCUCCAACCCAUCCACCUCAUCUACACCAUCACCAUCACCACCAGCAACACUUUCACCAUCUUCACCACCAUCACCAUCCGGGUCCAGACAUGACUGUGGCGUUACACCAUCAUCCUCAUCAUCACCACCAGUUUCUCUGAUCAUGUGAUGAAGUCUCUUUGUAUCGCAUCUAAGUAUUGUUCAGGGAAUUCGACAAAAGUUGAGGUUUUUUGUAAUGAGGACAAAGAAUUUCUAAUUGCAUCUGAUGGUCACCCGACUAAGCUGUUGUAAUUCUGUCUUUCAUUAACACGUUCUGUUCAGUGGAACAACAAGGCCGUCCAAUGGAGUAUAAUUUAGGCACAUGCACGCUCUUUGACUUUUCCAUGAUAAUGGUAUCAAUUUAUCUGGUAAAUGAUAUCUGAUUUGACAUUACAGUGAUAGCAAACAGGCAGAGAAAUGGGUGUAUAGACUAGUCACGGGCAUGCAAAACAAUGCACGAAUCGCAAUUAACUUAUGCAGGCCUAAUUGAUAGCAAGCCUAUUUCCUCAUCAUAACAUCCCUAGGGCGCCCUCUGUGGUCUUACAGUGUCAUUUGGUACCUCGCUGUUUUGUUUAGAACUUAUAUUAUGCCUAGUGGCCGUGAUUUUAUUUAUACUUUUGAAGUCACAGGGUAACUCCAUGGAAUAUAUUAACCUGUUGGAGGAUAGAAAAGUAGUUUUUUAAAUGGGUUUUUGUUCUGUUAAAAUAUUUAAUUCAUAAUUGUCUUUGAAACAUAUUCCAUUCAACAUUUCCUGCCCAAACAACUAAAGCAUGGCGACUGUUCCUAGAGGUGGCAAUAACAUGCAUUUCCAUACGUUAUGUACAAAUAGUGGAAGUUAUAUGGGGGAAGUCUGAUCACCGCAUAACAUGGUGCCUUGUGGAGACCAGGAAAAUAGUUUGAAAAGGUCACGGCAGGGAAAUUCUAAAUAUGUAAAGGUCCCCACGAGGUUUUACGAAAUUGGUUUUGGGAAGUAACUCAAAAAGGGGCAAUUUUUAACGUGUAAUUAUCCGCAGCGAAUUGAAGUAUUUUAUAUAAGGGACAUUCGGUGGAAAUUUCAAGCCACAAACGUAACUCUGGUUCCAGUGGGGGUAUUUUGAAAACAGCGUUUCACACCCAACGGAGCAUUAUCUCCACGAAGAUACAGAUUCCGAAUGUUUGUACCGAUUAAAUGUCAAAUUACCUGUAUGCCGUUGAGUCAACCUUGAAGCCACGUCACUUAUUAACAUCACAAACAUGAUAAAACAUUCCGGAAACAAAGGACCAUUAGAACAGUACAGGAGCAAUCCACAUUCAUGUCACCAUUUUGUGAUUAAAUUAGCAUUUUAAAUUUGUAAAAAAGAAAAUAACAUUUUUCAAUACUGUAAUAAAAAAUACUGCAA
Acanthaster planci (crown-of-thorns starfish) is the source of this 3266-nucleotide messenger RNA. RefSeq lists its product as uncharacterized. Gene Ontology annotation, molecular function: RNA polymerase II cis-regulatory region sequence-specific DNA binding; DNA-binding transcription factor activity, RNA polymerase II-specific. Lineage: Eukaryota; Metazoa; Echinodermata; Asteroidea; Valvatida; Acanthasteridae. Gene Ontology annotation, cellular component: nucleus. Gene Ontology annotation, biological process: regulation of transcription by RNA polymerase II. The record is from RefSeq and is a predicted model, not a curated record.